Molecule: messenger RNA, 2889 nt
Organism: Venturia canescens
Lineage: Eukaryota; Metazoa; Arthropoda; Insecta; Hymenoptera; Ichneumonidae
Gene: CalpC
Product: calpain-C
Exons: 14
Coding region: 519-2540 (673 amino acids)
Biological process (GO): proteolysis
Cellular component (GO): cytoplasm
Molecular function (GO): calcium-dependent cysteine-type endopeptidase activity
Source: RefSeq, a predicted model, not a curated record
UUGCUACUGCAGUCCUCGCUCGCGGGCUCGACGAUCGUGUUGCCCGAACGAUUUUAUACGCCCGUUGUCUUCCAUAAACACACGCGUUUGAAUACAUUUUUGAAAGCUUCGCGAAUGAAGCUGUCAAGUGAAUCCUUUCAUUUUUGUCAACUGUUUUUUUUUCUUUUCAAAGUUCAAAUUAUCGUUCUUUGUGGCACACAAAAUACUGCAAAGUACUUACAAAGGUUAGUAAAUGAAAGUUGUGAUCUACAAAGUGAUCGUUUCGGAGAGCAUUCAAUUCGAGAAUAAGAUAAUAGCAGCUCUCCAUCGUAAACCAAUUUACGAAGAAACCAGUGCAUAAAAUAAACAAGUGAAAUUUCGUCAAUUGACAUCAAUAUCGUGAGUUACGAUACAAUAACAUAAAAGUGACUAUUUGACAUAGGAUUAAUGCGAGUGUGGGUCCAAGGGGACCCUGGAAUUGUGAAAAUUUUUCCUCCACUUGUUUUUUAUCACCACGAAGAACACAGGACGAAUUACGAAUGGUUAACGACGUGAUGAGCGAGUACGAGCGGAUCAAGCGUUCGUGCUUGAAACGAGGGGAGCUUUGGGAAGAUCCGGAAUUUCCUGCGACCCAAGCUUCCGUAUUUUAUCACCAAACGCCACCCUUCAAUUUCCAGUGGAAACGGCCAAAAGAGCUUUGCAACCGUCCGAUAUUCGUGAGCGAUGCGCCAGCUCAGUUCGACGUCAUUCCCGGCAAGAUGGGGGACAAAUGGCUCGUCUCCUGCCUCGGGGUUCUCCACCUGAGCAAAGGGCUCUUCUACAGAGUUGUGCCGGCCGAUCAAGGAUUCGGUAACGUUGGUGAGCCCCAAGGAUCUCCGACGUCCGAAUACGCUGGCGUAUUCCGUUUCCGUCUUUGGUGGUGCGGUGCGUGGGUCGAGGUACUCGUCGACGAUCGGCUUCCCGCGGUUCACGGUCGCUUGACCUUCGUUCAGAGUCGUCACAGCGAUCAGUUUUGGCCGGCUCUUCUCGAAAAGGCUUAUGCCAAAUUACACGGCUCGUACGAGGCCUUGAAAUAUGGCACCCUCCUCGAUGGACUGUCCGACCUGACCGGGGGCAUUACCGAGAGCAUUGCCAUUCGCCAAGAUCCAACUGGCUGUGGACGUGCCUUGACGAAACUCCUCGACAUGACGUCCUUAAUCACCUGCACCGUGAACAACAAUACGCAACAGCAGCAGAUAAGAACGAACACGGAAAAAUUGGCGAACGGUGUACAAAUGGGCAUCAAUUACAGACUGUACGCCAUCGAAAGGGUGGAAACUUUCAGCGGAGAAGCAGUGCAGCUGGUCAAGUUGAGGAACCCCCUGGGUCCUGGAGGCGAAUACGUUGGUGCUUGGACGAGAGGAGGCCUGGAAUGGGACGAGGUUCCUCCAGUCGAGCGAGACCGACUCGCAGUGAGAAAUAUGGCCGACGGCGAAUUUUGGAUUUCGUAUUCCGAUUUUGUCAAAACUUUCACACAUCUGGAGGUCGUUCAUCUGGACGCGGAAACCUCUAGGGAUGAACCUUCGUUGCACAGUAAACACACGUGGCAAAUGAAACUUUAUCAGGGAAGUUGGAGGAGAGGCGUCACCGCUGGUGGCUGUCGAAACAAUCAGGAUACUUUCCACAUCAAUCCUCAAUUACAUCUAAUACUCAGUGAAAUGGAAGAAGUUAUAGUGUCUUUGAACCAACAUUCAAUUAUGGAACCGAAAGUCAUUGGGUUCACAGCGUACACACUGCCGAAAAACAACACAGAAUCGAUCAACAAACAGUUUUUUAAGAAAAAUAAGUCCCUCGUUAAUUCGCAGUACACGAAUAGUCGGCAGGUGAGCCACAGGUGUCAACUGGAACAAGGCGGAUAUCUUUUAGUGCCAACGACCUUCGAACCCACACAGGAAACGAGUUUUACCCUCAGGGUUUACAGCAGUAAACCCCUUAAACUGAAAUUGCUCGACACACCGCCUUCGCUCAUGAAGUCAGCGAUAAUUAAAGCGCCUGCCCUCGAGGGAAAAGGUUUUUCGCAAUACGAAGCUGUCUUUUUACAACUCGCCGACGAACAUCGAACAGUCAACGCGUUUGAACUCCAGGAAUUACUCGAGGCCUGCUUGCCCAAUGAUUACAUAAAAAGCUGUGCUUGUAUGGAAGUUUGUCGCCAAGUCGUUCUAACGAUGGAUAGUUCUGGAAGCGGUAGACUGAAAUUCAACGACUUCAAAGAUCUUAUGUGCAGUUUGAAGUACUGGCAAGCUGCGUUCAAGAAUCACACGAAAGAAAAAACUGGGAUUUUGAAAGCAGAAAGAUUACGAGACGCUCUUCUCGAAGUUGGUUUCCAGUUGAAUACAGACGUUCUAUCGAUUCUCGUCUUGAGAUAUAUGAGAAAGGAUGGAACCCUGAGGUUUGGUGAUUUUGUAUCGUCGAUAUUGCACCUGAGUGACGCUUUUGGAAUUUUCGAGAGCAAGGAUCCUUUACAAAAUGGGACGAUCAAGCUCAGUCUAUCGGAGUGGCUCCGGUCGUCCCUGAUGUGCUGAAAUGAAACACCUGCGGAUGCGAAUCACAGAAUCCGCUGAUUUGUAAAUACCUUUUUUUUGAGGCGAAGAAUUUUCGCAGGCCAUAAAGAAGAGAAUGAAGAAGUCUCCUUCCCAUCUUUCUGCAAUCCAUGUAAAAUAUUAUUCCCCGCCUUCCCUGUCUUUUCUCUCACCUUUUUCACUUUACGUACGAACAUUAAUUUUUUUUACACUCAUUGGCAAAAAAGAUUCGUGUAUAGUUGAAAUGUGUAUAUCUAAAAAUCGAAAUACAACGAACCGUAAUGUUAAGCUUAUUUUGUAUUAUAACGCGUUAAUUGAUGUUUGUUCAAUAAAAAAUCACAAAAGAAGUUUA